AUCUUUGGUGGGUGUUGACAUCGCCUCUCCGCUGCUGAAUCCGCCUCCGAGGCCCCGAGAGCCGGACACCGCCCCGGAGAGAGACCGGUGAGACCCGGUGAGACCCGGUGGACCGGAGAGACGUCCAGGGACCGGCAGGAGGGAGAGGAGCGGGGGGAGGAAGAGGAGGAAGAGGAGGCUCGCUUCGUUCCGUGUUCGUGUCGGAUCAACGAGGAGGAAGAGCAAGAGGAGGAAGAGCAAGAGGAGGAGGAGGAGGAGGAGAGAGAUGCUGUCACGUUUUAGAAAACAAAAGCUCGAGGACACAUGAGGAAGUGAGACAAGAGGAUCUGUCACAUCUGGAAUCACGUGGGAAGAGAUCAUCUGGAUCCAGAGGAAGAUAAAUCCGGACUGAUGCAGCCUCCUCUUCAUCUUCUGCAGCUUCCUCUUCAUCAUCUGCAGCCUCCUCUUCAUCAUCUUCAUCAGCCACUGAGCCAGGCUCUUAUCAUCUCUCAUCCUGAACUCUGCUUUUAAGCCUCUGCGCAGAAAAUACUCUUCAUCUGAUUCAUCUGCGUUUUUAAAUAUCGGAAACAUUGAACUGGUUUGAUUUCACGUCAGAUUGAAGAUUAAACAUUGAUCAUCCGCCGCUAAAUUAAAACACUGAUGACGUCAGGAUUCACUGAUCUGAAGCCUCAGUUUCACAUCGUGUCCAGCGCCAUCUUGGUUUCUGUCACCAGAAGUAACCAUAUUUGGAGGAGCGGGGGCGGAGCCUGACUGAGGACUCGAGGACACGCCCACCUGCUCCAGCCUCCUUUAUGGUCUAUUUGUCUCUAACGUAUAUAUUUUAUUUAUCGUCGGUUCUCUGGACAUAAAACCUGAAGACGAAAAGUCUGAGUGACCCACGACAGACUCUCGGUUCCAGUCGACUUCCCCCCUGGUCCCCGUCCCGUGUGGUGAUGCUGGACGUGGUGAAGAUGAAGGAGUCGUGUCGUAUCUGCGCCCGCGAGCUCUGUGGGAACCAACGCCGCUGGAUCUUCCACCCGGCCGCCAAACUCAACCUGCAGGUGCUGCUGUCCCACGCCGUGGGCCGCGAGCUGAGCCGGGACGGCCGGGGGGAGUUCGCCUGCUCCAAGUGCGCCUUCAUGCUGGACCGCAUGUACCGCUUCGACACGGUGGUCGCCCGGGUGGAGGCGCUGUCCCUGGAGCGCCUCCACAAGCUGCUGCUGGAGAAAGAUCGUCUGCGGCACUGCAUCGGAGGCUUGUACCGGAAGAACAACGCAGAGGACGGGAGCGUGGCCCCAUCGGCAGGGACCGGUGGGGGGGGUCGUUGGACGGAGGCGGGGUCUGAAGACGUCCCUGUGGUGGAUCUAUCAGUCCUCCAGGACGUGAGAUACUUGGACAUGAUUCAGGACGAUCUGACGUUCUCCGUCUAUGAGUCAUGGGCUGAUAAGGGGGACCCCGCCCUGGACCAGUCCCACCAGUCCCACCACGUCCACCAUGUCCACCACUGCACAGCAGGAGACGCCCUGCCUGGCCAGAAGCCGAGGAGAUGCAGGGGAUGUGCGGCGCUCCGAGUGGCAGAUUCGGACUAUGAGGCGGUGUGUAAGGUUCCUCGCCGGCUCGGGCGAAGGAGCACAUCCUGUGGGCCGUCUACCCGCUACUCCACCGGCGCUGAAGGAGUCCAGGACCCCAUCAGAUCCUCUGAAGAGUCUGCAUCCAUGACCCUGGUGCUAGAGUCUCCUUCAGCUGCGUUAGACUCUGAUAAGACCGCGUUCAACCAGACGGGUCCCAGUCCGGCGUCCUCUGUGGAAUCUCUGGACACGGCUGUGGACGUGAGCUGCCCUCUUCCAAAUCACAAAGGGAGGGACGACAUGGAGCUGGAGAAAGAUCCAGAGGAGGCUCCAGGCCGACGGGACACUCCAUGGGACAACCCCCUGAGUGACAGCUCCCUCUCUGGGCUGGACAUGAUGCUGUGCCUCCUGAGAGGCUGGGAGUACCGACCAGUGAGGACCCAACGGGGCAGCAAGCUCCCAGUACUCGUCAAAGCCAAACCGGAGAAGAGCCUCUCGCUGCAUCCGUCCAUCUCGCUGAGGUCCCCCUGCAGGGGGGCGGGGGACAGUGACCUGUACCCCCACCUACCAAUACCAGAGGUCGUGACCUCGUGCCCGGAGCAGGACCUGCAGGCGGAGCUGGCGGAGCUGGAGGAGCAGUGGUUGGAUGAAUAUGUUCAGUGCAGGCCGUUCCGCUUCCAGCAGCGGCUGAUCGAUGAGCAGCAGGAUCAGCUGAGUCACUACGAGAGCGCCGCCGGUCAGUGUGUGGGCGAGCUGCAGAAGAACCAGGACCAGGUCCACUCGCUGCAGGACCAGGUCCGAGAGAGCGAGGCCCGGAACCAGAAGCUGCAACUGCGUCUCGGUGAGAUGGAGCUGGAGCUGAGGUCGACUCGAGAGGAAGCUCAGAGGAAAGAGAGAAACAUCCAGAACAUCAGUGACAACUUCAACUCCAAGGAGGCAGAGACUGCAGACCUGUACCUGGUUAUUGAGGAGCAGAAGAAGAUGCUGAGUUCUCUUAAAGAACUCACCAACCACCAGCAGGUUCAGGCGUCGGGGGGGGACAGUGCUCGAGGUCCGAGGGAGGUUCUGUCUCUGCAGGCCUCUCUCUUCCAGGCUCAGCUGGAGCUUCAGGCGGGCGAGCGAGCGCAGCAGCAGGCGUCCAGAACCCAGGAGGACCUGACCCGGGCCCUGCAGAGGCUGGAGACGGACCUGCAGGGGGCGCUGCAGCACAGGAGGGACGCUGAGCAGCACAACCAGGAGCUGCAGUCGGUUCUGGACAAGGCUCGAUCGGCCCUGCAGGAGAGAGAGGAGCAGCUGAGGGAGGGCGAGCAAGAGAGGGAGAGCGAGAAGGAGGAGAGGGAGAAGACCAUCACACAGCUGACCACGUCGCUUCAGACCAAAGAUCAGCUGCUGGAGGAAUACUGGGAGCUGCUGGACGACCAGUCCAACCAGAAGAGAGACGCUCAGCUGCAGAAGCUCCGGCAGCGAGUCAGAGAGCGAGAUCGAGCUCUGGAGCGAGCGGUGGACGAGAGGUUCCUCUGUGUGGAGGAGAAAGAGGAGGAGUCUCGCCGUCUGCGACUGCUCCUCAGAGAGAAGGAGAGAGACCUGGAGAGACAACGCUGCGUCCUGGACAACAACGAGGAGACCAUCACUAGCCUGGAGCUGCUGCUGCGUGGUAAAGCCGUGGAGCUGCAGCAGGUGGUGGACGCCUGGAGGAACGUUCAGCGGCAGCGGCAGCAGAGCGAGGAGAUGCAGAGCUGGUCCCUGAGGGAGCGAGACGCCAUCAUAGAGCAGCUGCAGGGGGCGCUGCUCGCCCGCACGCAGGAGGCGCAGGAUCUGCGCUGCUCCCUGCUGGCUCAGGUCCAAUCGGCUCCCAGUGAUGUUCUGGAGGAGCUGAAGCUCCGCCUCCAGCUCAAGGACCGCCUCUUCCAGGAAGUUCUGUCCGAUCGGACCCGUCAGGCCCAGGAGCACCAGGACCAGGUCCAGGGUCUGCUCACGUCCAUCGGCUCCAGGGACCAGUACAUCCAGGACUCGGCGCUGCAGCUCGGGGACGUGAUGACCGAGCAGACGUCCAGACUCCAGGAGCUCCGCAGACAGCUGAGCUCAGGAUCCGGGUGGAGGUCCGACUCCGGACCCGACUCGGCCCUGGAGCUGCAGGCGGCGCAGGAGGAGCUGCGUCUGGCACUGAGGAGGGAGAAGGAGAACCAGGAGCUGAGCAGGAGUCAGACUGAGAGGCUGGAGGCCCUCAGCAGGACGCUGCUGGUGAAGGAGGAGCUCAUCAGGGACCUCCAGAGGCAGAUGGUGGAACCUUCAGAUCUCCAGCUGGUCGAGCGCCUGACGCAGGAGGUCCAGGAGCUGAGGGAGAGCCUGGUCCAGCCGGACGCCCUCCUCCUCCCGGGCCGUGAGCGGCCCAGCGGCCGGCAGCCUGAGUUUGGAGAACCGAGUUCAGACGAUGAAGACGAUGAUGUGAACAGCGAGGAAGAGGAGAGCGUUGAUGAAGAGGAGGCUGAACUGAGGCUCCAGUCUCUGAGCACCAAGCUGGGUGCCGGUCCGGUGAAGGAGGGUCAGGGCCUGAUGGAGGUGAAGCAGCUGGUGGAGCAGAAGAGGGCGGUGGAGAGGGAGCUGACGGAGCUGAAGGCUCAGCUGGAGAAGAGCGGCUUCUCCUCCCUCUCACACAUGAGGAAAGCUCUGCUGAGCCUCCAGGCCCAGAACCAGGAUUUAAACCAUCGACUGCAGGCGGACGGUCCACACCAGCUGGAGGGGGAGGAGGAGGAGGAGGAGGAGGUGGAGGAGGAGGAGGAGGAGCUGGACGUGACCAUCGGAGAGGAGGAGGAGGAAGAGGAGGAGGAAGAGGAGGGCUCAGAGACGUGGGAAGCCUGGGACAGUGACUUGUCUCUGUCUCACACCGACGUCCAGACCAGGGACGAGCCGAGGACGGACGGAGCCUCCAGAUCAAAGCGUCCUCACCAGCUCAGCUCCGUCUCUCAGUGUGUCCAGGCCGGGCUGCGUCCCAGCAUGCACCUGGGCGGUGCUGCAGCCCCUGAGCGGACGGAGCAGACGCUUCUCCUGCAGCAGAGGAGCAAGGAGCUGAGGGAGCGGCUGAUGGUGUCGGAGGCGACGGUGCAGGCUCAGGCCGAGCAGCUCAAAGACUUCAGGGAGCUGCUCACGGAGACGGCGGUGCAGCAGGACAGCAAGCAGAUCCAGGUGGACCUGCAGGACCUGGGCUACGAGACGUGUGGCCGCAGCGAGAACGAGGCGGAGAGGGAAGACACCAGCAGCCCAGAGUUCGAUGACCUGGAGAUGUGCACGUCUCUGGACUGUGGCUCCCAGUGGUGGCCCACCACCACCACCACCACCACCACCACCCCCACCAGCAGCAGCAGCUCCACCUUCACCAAAACCACCACCCAGACCCCCGGCUCCGACGAGGCGUCCUCCCUCCAGCGCCUGGUGGAGGACCUCCGCUCGCAGCUGUCCCGCUCGCAGGCCGUGAUCCGCGGCCUCCAGCACCGCCUCCGCUCCCUCUCCACCUCCGGAGACGACCCCCCCCCCACGCCCCGCAAGGUCAACUGGUGCUUCCAGGCCUCGCCCUCGCACAGCGGCACGGAGGACGACGAGGGCUGGCAGUCGUCUGACGGGGGGGCGCUGGCCUCCCCUCGGCAGCCCCACCCGGACAAGGGCCUCCAGCAGCUGGAGUCCAGAGUGGACGCUCUGGAGAACCAGCUGAAGAAAGGAGGGAAGACGUCCAUCGAGCAGGACGGGAAGUCUGCCACGUGGCCGGGUAAGUUCGACUCUCUGAUCCAGACUCAGGCCCGGGAGCUGUCUCACCUGCGCCAGCGCCAGAGGGAGGGGCGUGGCCUGUGCAGCAUCCUGACUCAGCACCUGGGCGACACCACCAAGGCCUUCGAGGAGCUGCUGAGGGCCAACGACAUCGACUACUACCAGGGCCAGAGCUUCAGAGAGCAGCUGGCUCAGAGCAGCGCUCUGGCACAAAGAGUCGGAGCCAAGAUCAGCGGACGAGAUCAGCCUGAAGAUCCAGAUGAGAAGACGGAGCUGCUCGCCAUCCGACUCAGUAAGGAGCUGCAGCAGAAAGAUAAGAUCAUCGAGUCUCUUCGCUCCAAACUGAACCAGCAUCUUCAUCAUCAUCAUCAUCAUCACUCUCAUCGCUCUGACACGCCCGGCAGCAGCCACGCCCUCUCCGACGGCUCCGACCAAUCAGAUCGCAUCUCCUACGUGUCCGAUGAGCAUGGAUCCACGAACGGGGACCUGGAUCUCUGCUCGGACGUGGACGCUGCCAGUGAGCUGGGUCAGGAGGACACGUCCAGCCGAGUCCUCACAGAUCGCCACUCUCACACUAGCACCGUGUCCCGCCACCCGUCUGUCCCUCCAUCCAUCGCCUCAUCCCACAGAACCCAGUCCUGCCUCAGUUGUCCCAGCAUGCAUUGCCCCAGCUCGCCACACAGAGCUGUGGACAUGCAGAGUCAGACAGGAUUUUCCACUCCUCAGUCCAAACCUCUCCAGGGUUUCCCGUUCGCCCACCAGCAGCCGGACGCCUCUGGCUUCCUGCCGCUCUCGCUCCACGGCUACCAGCCGUCUCCGUUCAGCAGCAGCCUGGACGCCGGCUUAGCAAUGAGAGCCGGGGCCAGUCUGCUGGAGAGCAGUGCAUUGUGGGAUACGACCUACGGUACCCGGCCGGCGAGACUCGGAGCCGACCUGUCGUCAGGAUCCUCAGGUUACCAGUCGGGCACCAGCCACACAGGCGCGGAGCUGAUGAAGGAGCACCUGAGAGAAGUGAGGAGUCUGAGGCAGAGACUGGAGGAUUCCAUCCACACCAACGACCGCCUCCGCCAGCAGCUGGAGGACAGACUCGCCCGUGUCUCCACGGAGAAAGGUGCCCCUACCAACAUCUACAUCCAGGGUCUGGACUCGGUCGGUCAGCUCUCCUCUGAGAUCCGACUUCUGAAGGAGGAGAACGUCAGUCUGCAGAACCAGCUGAAGCAGAACACUGCAGACAGCUGUAAGGAGGCAGAUCAGCUGAGGGAGGCGUCCCUCAUGGAUAGGGCGAGACUGAAGGAGGCGGAGCUGGCCGUGGAUAAGUGGGCGGAGCAAAGCAGAAGACUGCAAGCUGAAGCUGAAGCUCACGACCGAGAAAACACACAACUGAGAGAAGAGAGAGAGAGGAGACAGGAAACCAUCAACAGGCUCCAGCAGCAGGUGGACGUCCUCCAGCAGCAGCUGAGGGACGGACACAGUUUGGUCCAGACUCUGCAGAGCGAGCUGCAGCUGCGUCGCAGAGGGGGCGGAGUCACCACCAACACACACUCAGGUCAGGUCGGGGACAGCCUCACCUUUGACCCCAGGGAGCUGCACGUUCAGCUGGAGCAGCAGCUGAGUGGACAACCUGGAGCCCGGAGGCUGCUCUUCAGUGACAAUGUCCUGUCUCCUCCUGUGAGAGACACUGGACUCGUCGGCCCGUCCUCUCCUCUUCAUGCUGGACAGACACGUGCUGAGAACACUGGAGAUCACGCCGCCUCGACCCCGACGUCCCAGACACCGGACGGUUCCUUCUCCAGCCGUCAUGGCCGCCAUGCCGUCGGCCACAUGGAUGACUUCCAGGCUCUGCAGCAGCAGAUCCUGGACGGCGGCACGCUGCUCCGCAGGAUGGAGGCCGCCCUCCGGUCCCUGCUGGUCCCAGCCCUGCAGGACUUCAGCCCUCGUCAGCCGUCAGACUCGGGUUCCGUGAGGAAGCUGCUGGCGGACUCUAGGACCCUGCGACAGGUCCUGGAGGAGGCGGACGCUCUGCUGCACAUGUUCUGGAGGGCCGCUCUACCGAACCCCGAGGAACCCAAACAGGAUCAGUCUCUGAAAGACGAGGUGGUCUCUCUCCGUCUGAAGCUCUCGGAACAGGAGCAGGCUCUCAAGGACGCCAUGGAGAGAGUGAAGAGCUCCAACCGCACCAAAGACAACAUGGAGACACUCAUAAUCAGCCAGAUGUCGAGAACACGGGACGUUUUGAGGAAAGCCAAGACGAACCUGCAGGAGAACCAGCUCAGGAUUUCCUCUCUUCGCCAAAUUUCUUCCUCCAUACCUCCUCCUUCCUCCUCUUGCUCCCUUUAUUCUUCCUUCUCCUCCUCUUCCUCUUCCUCACGCCCCUGGCCUGUUAAAGGUGAAAACCCACGAGGCUUCUGGGAGCUCGCCCUCUCUCCUGGUCGCGGUGUCAUGAUGAAGUCUCAAGCUUCCUCCUCUUCCUCCUCUUCCUCCUCUGGGGUCCUGGGACCUGCUCCCCCCCACCAGCGCCCCCUGCAGGCAGCCUUUCUGUAGUGCACCAGCCCAGAGUUCCUUCCUGUUCACACAGAAGAUCCUGUCUCUCAGUGACUGGGGAACAUUUCAGUGAUGGACGACAUGUUGUUGGAUGUUUGUUGGUUUCUGACGACAGUUUCUGAAUGUGAACGAUCAUCAUAGUUUUAUUAUUGUUUUAACUUGUUGAGGACAAAGUCGACUGAAGUGUUUGAGUUCUGAACGGACUCAUCUAGUCCUUGUGCGUUUGCUCUAAUGUGUGAAACACUGUCAGGAACUUGAACUUAAAAAACAUCAUUAGAAAUAAAAAAUCUAGUUUUUUCAAACCCGAAGCUUCUGAUCAGAAUCUGAACAAACUGCCCCUGACGGCAGCAGGAGAUCGAGACUCAACCAAACUGCAAAGUGCUUCCUCUCAGCUUCUGGUGAAGCUUGUGUUUAAUGUAGAACCGUGCACGUGCUGUGAGCAGCUUGUGGAAACUAAGCCAUACUUUGUUAUUCUUGUGUCCUCAUCAUACUGAGAAUGUCAUCAAAUGGCCAAACUACUGAUAUAAGGAAAAGUGACUCAGAAUAUCCUGCAGACAUUUUUUUUUUGUUGCUUUUAAUGUAAAAUAAAACAAAAGUAAGACUUUAUUUCUCGUUAUCCUCAAACUUCAGAGAAUCACUGUUAAAUAUUGAGCAGAAGAUAGAUUUAAGAAAGGGUCCAACCCAGUGUGCAGGUGAGAGACGUGUCUGAUGAGCAGCGUCUUUAAUAACCUGUAAAUAAUCAAGCACAUGUGCUGACUCAGCAGUUUGUACGAUGCCUUCAGGGACCUGUCGGACAAUCAGUAAAACAUGUAGAGAAACUAAUCUUUAGUGCCCGGUCCAAAAACAUGAUAUGGCUUUUUUUAUAAAUGGACCAUGCUGUUAUCUCUUUUUAUUUUAUUAACCUUUAGGAGUUUUAAUUUUAGCUAAAUUUGUGAAUAUUCUUUUAGAUGACAAUCACUUCCAAAUAAAUGUUGAAGCUUGUUAAUAUUCUUUCUUCAGAUCUUGUGCAGACGCUGACGCUCACUGUGCAAUUGAGCUUCUCUGAAAUUGCGUAUUUGACCCUUUUUCUAAAACGUUUAUUUUUAUUUUUAAUUUUCUUAUUGAAUUUCUUUGUAGAUGAACUGACCGUUUUCUUUUUGUGCAUGAACUGUGGCUCGACUGCCCUCAAUACUUUUACUGAAAUAUGCAAUUUCUGGGUUUCUGUGCAAUAUUAGCCUCUGUGUUUGCUUUUCGUUGCUGUUUCACUUCUGGGUUGUAAAGUGCCAUGUCGUCUGUUUCCAGCUGAUUUAAACAAACAGACAGUUUCAUGAUCCUCACAUUUCUGCUUUGAUAUGAAUUAGAUUUAACUCCAACAUGAAAAAGGCAAAGAAACAGCAGAAGAAAACAGUGUUGUGGUUUAUUUGUGAAACCAGAGUUUUAAAUAUUCUCUUGUGUGAUUCGUCACAGGUCAAAGGUCACAUUUGAAAGUGUCUUUGUGGUGUUAGGAACCACAUCUUGUGUGUGUGUAUAUAUGAAAGUGUGUGUACAUCGAUGCAGCUGUUUGUUUUUUGUUGCUGUGAGAGAUGAGAUUGUCUUUGAAUAAAGACCAGCUGUAUUUUUAUGCAUGUUCUCUUUAAUAAAAAUGUUUUGGGUUAAAAAGAGACCUUUUCAAUAAAAGGGAAGAAAACAA
Messenger RNA from Pleuronectes platessa (European plaice), 9516 nucleotides. RefSeq names its product phosphodiesterase 4D interacting protein (gene pde4dip). The record is from RefSeq and is a predicted model, not a curated record. Lineage: Eukaryota; Metazoa; Chordata; Actinopteri; Pleuronectiformes; Pleuronectidae. Gene Ontology annotation, molecular function: zinc ion binding. Gene Ontology annotation, cellular component: nucleus.